AGCAAUGGACUAGAGAGAGAGGAGAGAACAAAUUGAAGGGCGAAGCAAAGCAAAGAACAUGUGCUGUGGCUUUCAAUUGCUUCCUUCUUUCCUUCCUUUCCACCAAAAGCAGAUUUCCCAUUUCCCAUUGAAAUUCAAACCUUUUCAGCCCCCUCUGCGCCAUUUCUCUCAUCAAUUCUCUUUCUCUCUCUAAUUCAUCAGAACAAAACAGAACCCACGUGAGCUUGAACCCACCCAUUUUCAAUUCCCCUUUCCCCUUUCCAAGAUUUGCACAGUGACCCCCCAAAAUCCCUCUCUCUCCCCCUCUUCGAAGCGGCAGCACCUCCUGCAAUGGCGCUUUUGGGGUUCUGUUCUUGUUUGGCAGCAUUGCUUCUGCUUCACUCCCAGCCAGCUUCCCCCGCCCUGAUUCUGAGUCUGAAGCACCACUACCGCGGCGGCGACCACCACAAUCGCCGCCCAGUGCUCCAAUCCAACCAGUCCGCCUGCGACCUCUUCGCCGGAACUUGGGUUCGCGACGACGCCUACCCACUCUACCAAUCCUCCAACUGCCCCAUCAUCGACCCGGAGUUCAACUGCCAGCUCUACGGCCGCCCAGAUUCCAACUAUCUCAAAUACCGAUGGCAGCCCCUCGAUUGCGAGCUCCCAAGGUUCGAUGGGGCCGAGUUUCUGAUGCGAAUGAGAGGGAGAACGGUGAUGUUCGUUGGAGAUUCGUUGGGGAGAAACCAAUGGGAGUCGCUGAUUUGCUUGAUCUUAGCAUCGGCUCCACAGACGCCCACCCAGAUGAUCAGAGGAGACCCUCUCUCAACCUUCACAUUCCCGGAAUAUGGGUUGUCUGUGUCGUUUUACAAAGCUCCAUAUCUUGUGGACAUAGAAAUAGAGAAUGGGAAGAGAAUCCUGAAACUGGAGGAGAUAACAGGGAAUGGAAAUGUGUGGAGAGGGGCUGACGUGAUUUCCUUCAACACUGGCCACUGGUGGAGCCACACAGGCUCUUUACAAGGGUGGGAUUACAUGGAAUCAGGAGGAUCAUAUUAUGAGGACAUGGAUAGAUUAGCUGCAAUGGAGAAGGGACUGAGAACUUGGGCAGAUUGGGUUGAUAAGAACAUUGAUGUUACAAGAACAAGGGUUUUCUUCCAAGCCAUUUCUCCCACACAUUACAACCCAUCUGAAUGGAACACCGGGACAGCGUCGACAACGACAAUGUCGAAGAAUUGCUACGGGGAAACGGUGCCGAUGGGCGGGAUGACGUACCCGGCAGGGUACCCGGAGCAGAUGAGGAUUGUGGAUGAAGUGAUAAGGGACAUGAGAAACCCAGUAUACUUGUUGGACAUAACCAUGCUGUCUGAGCUUAGAAAGGAUGGGCACCCCUCCAUUUACAGUGGCGAUUUGAGCCCUGAGCAGAGGGCUAACCCACAAAGAUCUGCUGAUUGUAGCCAUUGGUGCCUUCCUGGUUUGCCUGAUACUUGGAAUCAAUUAUUUUAUACUGCAUUGUUCUUUUAGAUACUUUUCUUCUUCUUCUUAUGGUAUAAUGCUAUUGAAUUCAGGGAUAUUAUUGAAAUUUGUUUUCUUCCCCCUCCUAUGAUAUAAUUUGUAAAUUGUAAACAUGGGAAUAUAGUAGGGACUCUUUUAGAGUGAUUAUUAUUAUUUAUUUUUUGUUCU
Momordica charantia (bitter melon) is the source of this 1656-nucleotide messenger RNA. It is a transcript of the gene PMR5, whose product is annotated as Pmr5/Cas1p GDSL/SGNH-like acyl-esterase family protein (DUF828). NCBI's taxonomy places the organism in Eukaryota, Viridiplantae, Streptophyta, Magnoliopsida, Cucurbitales, Cucurbitaceae. Gene Ontology annotation, molecular function: O-acetyltransferase activity. Gene Ontology annotation, cellular component: Golgi apparatus. The record is from RefSeq and is a predicted model, not a curated record.